Messenger RNA from Eriocheir sinensis (Chinese mitten crab), 1224 nucleotides. RefSeq lists its product as uncharacterized. The record is from RefSeq and is a predicted model, not a curated record. The coding region runs from base 118 to 966 and encodes 282 amino acids. NCBI's taxonomy places the organism in Eukaryota, Metazoa, Arthropoda, Malacostraca, Decapoda, Varunidae. Gene Ontology annotation, molecular function: serine-type endopeptidase activity. Gene Ontology annotation, biological process: proteolysis. The transcript is spliced from 3 exons.
UGAAGACUUGAAGGGACGGCAAGGUUAGGUCAGUGUUCUACGGGUGUUCUUUUCGCCAGGUUCCCGGCUAUUGGCUUCAUCUUCGUGUUUUUAGGCUGUGAUUGACGUUUCUCAGUGAUGACGAGAGCAAGUUUCGUGUUCGCAGUUUUGUCCGCGGCCUGCCUGGCCCUGACUGGCUGCCCCUGCGUCCAGGCGCAAUGGUCCUGGCUCCCCCGGCGGUACUUGGCGGAGGUUGUGCCGGAGAUCUGUGGCCUCAAGGUCAUUUUGGGCAACUAUACCAAAGACUCCUCCGUUCUAAUAGAGCUGCCGCGUGACGUAGAAGAUAUUAGGUUCGAGCUGCCUGAAGCACCGCCGCGUGGACACCUUCAUACUUCACAUGGAUCCGCCUCGCCGGGCCCCGCCGGUCAGUGGCUCGUGCGAGUGGGGGACACCGGCGCCGGAGCUGCCAUUUCUUCCCGCCACGUUAUCACCUUGGCGUCCUGCAUCCUUCCCUACCAGAGAUUUUUUGGCAGCUACUACAGAUUCCCCGUCCAGGUGGCUGACCAAGUUUUCGAGGUGGAGCGUAUUCGUGUAGAGUUUAUGAAGGAGACUGGUUACGCAAUCGCCUUGCUAAAGCUGAAGAGUGAUGUUAAGACCAUGGUACCCGGCUCUUCGGCGUGCGCUGGUGCCUACCGUGCAGGUCAUGUUGCUCGAGCAAUGACUUGGACUGACGCGGACGGAGUGCCACAGGAGCACACCGUCUCGGUGUAUCCCCGUUGGCACUGCAAGUUGUACGAGCAGGGUUUCAAGGAAGACUUGCUGCUCUGCGGCUCCCCCGGGCCAAUGAUGUGCGGCAGCCCCCUGGCGCAAGUGGUCGACGGCAGGUGGUCGGUGGUUGGCCUCGGCACCGGGAACGCGAGUGAGAUUGCCACCUACGUCCAAGUCGGCCAGGUUCGUGACUGGCUGUUGCAUUACUACUACGAGUGAACGGAGAGAUGUGACGGGACGCCGGCCGCUGGACGUUUAUCCGGCGCCGAGGAGACUUGACGAUAUUAGCGUUUCAAGAAAGCUGUUUUUAAGAAGACUUAAAAACUGUUUUAAACAAAGAUCUUAUAUGAAUAAUAAAUUCAGGCGUUUUUUACUGCUUACUUUUUAGGAAUGUAUAGAUUCAUAUAGGAGGCAUGCUUUAAAUACGUCACUAGCACGAUUUUAACAGUGGUGUAUGAUCAGUAAAUUUUAAUUGUA